Messenger RNA from Carcharodon carcharias (great white shark), 3392 nucleotides. Its product is annotated as adenylate cyclase type 2-like. The coding region runs from base 55 to 3318 and encodes 1087 amino acids. The record is from RefSeq and is a predicted model, not a curated record. Gene Ontology annotation, molecular function: adenylate cyclase activity. The transcript is spliced from 25 exons. Lineage: Eukaryota; Metazoa; Chordata; Chondrichthyes; Lamniformes; Lamnidae. Gene Ontology annotation, biological process: intracellular signal transduction; cAMP biosynthetic process; adenylate cyclase-activating G protein-coupled receptor signaling pathway. Gene Ontology annotation, cellular component: plasma membrane.
GCAGCCACCACCCCCACCCCACCGCCACCCCCCCAACUCAUCCAACCAGCACAGAUGCCGGCCCGCAGGAGGAGUUUCUUCGGCAAGACGAGGAAGGAGGAGGAUUUCCGGCGGGGGAAUUGCCUCUUUGAGACCUACUACUGCAACAGCCAGCAGCAACCGCUCACCCUCAUGGUGCUGGCCAUCAUCCUGGGCAUCUGCCUGGCACUCCUCGCCAUCUUCUUCAUCCGCGGCCUGGAAGUGUCGAAGAACCUGGCUUUCAUCAUCACAGUCUUUGUCGCCCUGGGAGUCUUCUUCGUCACGCUGGUCCUCGUCUGCAUCGAGUCCGUCUUCCAGAAGGGCAGGAGGGCCUUCGCGCUCUUCAUCUGGGCCUGCCUCGUCGCCAUGGGUUACGUCUUCAUCUUCGAGGGCGGGGUGAUCAGCGCCUGGGAUCAGGUUUCCUUCUUCCUAUUCAUCUCCUUCAUCGUGUACACCAUGCUGCCGCUGUGUAUGAGGGACGCCAUCAUCGCUAGCCUGCUGUCCUCUGUGUCCCAUAUCGUGUCGCUCAGCAUCUACCUCUCACUCUCCGAGCAGCCACACGUGCAGCUGCCGCACCAGCUAUUGGCCAAUGCGGUGGUAUUUAUCUGCGGUAACCUGGUUGGGGCCUACCACAAGCACCUGAUGGAGCGGGCUCUGCAGAAGACCUUCAAGGACACCCUGAACUGCAUCAAGUCGCACAUGAAACUCGAGUCCGAGAAAAAGCAACAGGACCACCUCCUGCUCUCGGUGCUGCCCCUCUACAUCGCCUUGGAAAUGAAGGCUGAGAUUAUCGAGCGACUGACCGGUCCCAAACACGGGCAGCCGCAGCUGGAGAACACCAACAACUUCCAUAACCUGUACGUGAAGCAUCACCGGGACGUCAGCAUCCUCUACGCAGACAUCGUGGGCUUCACUCGGCUGGCCAGCGAGUGCUCCCCCAAGGAACUGGUCCUGAUGCUGAACGAGCUUUUCGGGAAAUUCGACCAGAUCGCCAAGGACAACGAGUGUAUGAGGAUUAAGAUCCUGGGCGACUGCUAUUACUGUGUCUCAGGCCUGCCGGUCUCGCUCCCCACGCACGCUAGGAGCUGCGUCAAGAUGGGCCUCGACAUGUGUCAAGCCAUUAAGAAGCUUCGUGAUGCCACAGGGGUCGACAUCAACAUGCGAGUGGGUGUUCACUCGGGGAAUGUCCUGUGUGGGGUCAUCGGACUCCAAAAAUGGCAAUACGAUGUCUGGUCACAUGACGUUACACUCGCCAAUCACAUGGAGGCUGGUGGUGUCCCUGGGCGAGUGCACAUCACGGACUCCACCCUGCACCACCUGGGCGGAGCGUACCAGGUGCAGGAGGGCAACGGGCACCUGAGAGACCCCUACCUGAAGGAGCACCGCAUCGUCACGUACUUGGUCGUGGACCCUCGGGCCGAGGAGGAAUACUGCGAGGAGUCCCUGCUGCAGGACCCCGGCGACUGCGCCAAGAUCAGGGCCUCGGUGCGCAUGACCCGCUACCUGGAAUCGUGGGGAGCCGCCAAGCCCUUUGCCCACCUCCAUCACCGAGACAGCCUGCCCGUUGAGACGCCAACCUUCAACCACAUGGACAUCCCGAUGGGAAAUAUUGCCUCACAUCGGAACCUCGACAGGUAUCGGUCUCAGAGGGGUCUGGAGGAGGAAAUGCAUGAGAAGAUAAGCGAAGUGAUCGAUGGGCUGAAUUCCCAUAGGCAGUGGGUGAAAUCCGAGCACUUUAACCGGGUCACCCUGUACUUCAACACCAAGUCCAUGGAGAAGAAGUACCGGUCCACCUGUAUUCCAGCCUUCAUGUACUACACAGCCUGUGCCUGUCUCAUCUUCACCUGUAACUUCAUCAUUCAGAUCCUCGUCUCACAGAAGAACGUGGCGCUCGGAAUCUCCUAUGGUGUCUCCUUCUUCCUCUUCCUGCUCAUCCUCUUCAGCUGCUUCGCCGGCCAAUUCUCGAAAUGCACCCAGAAGGGUCCCACAGGUCUCCAGUGGAUCUCCUCCAUCUCGGCCUCGGUGAGCAGUCAGCCCUGGCUUCGUGUCUCCCUUGCCAUCGUCACCAUCGUCAUGGUGCUCACCAUGGCGCUCUUCAACUUUUUUUUCCUUCCAGAAACAUCCGGCCCCGUUCCGUGCGACAACUUGAAUCACUCCCUGACGGCCAGCGAGGAAGAGGGGACCUUUGACGCUCGGCUUCUCUUCACUGUCCCGUAUUACGUGUACUGCUGCCUCCUUGGACUGCUGUCCUGCUCCCUGUUCUUCCGCAUGAACUUCGAGCUCAAGAUGAUCCUGCUGGCCGUGGCGCUGGUCGUCUACAACGUCAUCUUCCUCUACACCCACGCCGGAGCGUCCGACUACUACACGUGCCACCUCUACCCCAAUGCCUCGCUGGAAGGCGGACAACGUCCCGGCGUCUUAAAGGAUCCCAAGCUGAUGGGGAGCAUCUCGUUCUUCAUCUUCUUCUUCACCCUCCUCGUUCUGGCGAGGCAGAACGAGUACAGCUGCCGCCUGGACUUCCUGUGGAAGAGGAAAUUCCGGCAGGAGCGGGAGAAGAUCGAGACUAUGGAGAACCUGAACCGCGUGCUCCUGGAGAAUGUUCUGCCGGCCCAUGUGGCCGUGCAGUUCAUCGGGCAGCACCGCAAGAACGAGGACCUCUACCACCAGUCGUACGACUGUGUCUGCAUCAUGUUCGCCUCCAUCCCGGACUUCAAGGAGUUUUACUCCGAGUCGGACGUCAACCGGGAGGGGCUGGAGUGCCUGCGGCUGCUGAACGAGAUCAUCGCUGACUUUGAUGAGCUCCUAUCGAAGCCCAAAUUCAGCGGGGUGGAGAAGAUCAAGACCAUUGGCAGCACAUACAUGGCCGCUUCGGGACUCAACGCCGCUCUCGGGCAGGAAGGCCCCCAGGACACCGAGCGCAACUGCACGCACAUUGGGGUGAUGGUGGAGUUUGCGGUAGCCAUGAUGGGGAAGCUGGACUUCAUCAACAAGCACUCAUUCAACAACUUCAAGCUGAGAAUCGGAAUCAACCACGGGCCGGUAGUGGCAGGGGUGAUAGGCGCACAGAAGCCGCAGUACGACAUCUGGGGCAACAGUGUCAACGUGGCCAGCAGGAUGGACAGCACCGGGGUCCUGGGCAGAAUACAGGUGACGGAGGAGACCAGCGCCGUCCUGUGCCGCCUGGGCUACACCUGCCACAGCCGGGGCGCCAUCACGGUGAAGGGCAAGGGCGAGCUCUGCACCUACUUCGUCUCCACCGACCUGGCCCGCUCCAGCUCCCAGGCCAACAUGCUGAACUGAGGGGUGGGCGUGGGCCCUACCCGCCGGCCCCCCUGCAACGCCCGGCUCCCCCAACACGCAUCCCACCACCCCAC